GACGUUUGUGUGUGAUGUGAUAGCAAAUGCAUCAAUAUUGUUUUCAGUUUUGUAAAAUGUGCAAAAUAUAAUUUUUUCAUAAUAUAUAUUGAAUAACUUUCUAGUAAAAUGGAUGAAUUAGUAAAAUUAGAACAUCUUUCUCUUGUGUCUAAAGUUUGUACAGAAUUAGAUAACCACUUAGGAAUAAACGACAAAGACUUGGCUGAGUUUAUUAUUGAUUUAGCAGAUAAGAAUCCAAACUUCGACGGUUUUAAAAAAUCACUUAUUGAAAAUGGAGCAGAAUUUUCUGAUUCCUUUAUGACAAACCUGCUACGUAUUAUACAACAUAUGAAACCAGCAGCCCCUCAAGCUGAAUCAAGUAAAGAAGUAAAUAACUCAAACCCCUUAGCUAAUAAAUUUCCAGGAUUAGCUAUACCUAAUGAAAAACCCCCACACUUUUCCUCUGACGAUGAAAGUGAAAGUGAUGAUAAAAAAAGUAAAAGAAUCACAACUAAAGAUAUUUUUAAAAAUGAAAAUAAAUCUGAUGUUGUGAAAGAUGACAUAGUUGAUCAGGCAAUGGCUGAUUUAGAGGCUUUAGCUCCAUCCAAAUCUACAUCUACAGAUGUGAAAAAGCGCGAGCGUAGUAGAGAUAGAAAAGAAGAAGUGAGUAAGAGAGCAACUUCUAAAGAAAGGCGUAGCAGACGCAGUAGAAGCAGAAAUCGGCGGAGUAGAAGUAGGGACAAAAGGAGUGUUAGUCGUAGUAGAGAUAAGAGGAGUAGAAGUAGAGAUAGGAGAAGUCGAAGUCGUGACAGAAGAAAAAGAUCUAGAAGUCGUCAUCGAAGGUCUAGGUCCAGGGAUAAGCACAGGAGAUCAAGGUCUAGGGGAAGAAGGUCUAAAUCUAGAUCUCGUUCUAGGGGAAGAGAUAGAGAUUACAAGCAAAGAGAUAGGGAUUAUGGUAAAAAACCAAGGAAGAGAAGUCCUGAAGUAGAAUUGAGUGAGGAUCCUGAACCUGGUAAGAUAUACAACGGCAGGGUUGCCAACAUAGUGCCCUUUGGCUGCUUUGUGCAAAUGGAGGGGUUGAAAAAGAGAUGGGAGGGCCUUGUGCAUAUCUCACAGCUGAGAGCAGAAGGGAGGGUUACCAAUGUGUCUGACAUUGUAUCGAGGGGAGAUAAAGUCAAGGUGAAAGUUCUGUCAGUGACUGGUCAGAAAGUAUCACUAACUAUGAAGGAUGUCUGUCAAGAUACAGGAAAAGAUUUGAAUCCUACUUCUCAUGCACAUUUGGAGGCCGAGCGUGAAGGUCGUAAUCCUGAUAGGCCACCGCCAGCUGCUACGGUACUCGCGGGGCUUCAGAAUGGCCUCGACCCCGAUGAGGAUUCCAGCAGAAAACGGGUCACAAGAAUCUCAAGUCCGGAAAGAUGGGAGAUUAAACAGAUGAUUUCAUCAGGAGUAAUAGAUAAGAGUGAGCUACCAGACUUUGAUGAGGAAACUGGCCUCCUCCCAAAAGACGAAGACGGCGAGGCUGAUAUCGAAAUAGAACUGGUUGAAGAUGAACCACCUUUCCUUCAAGGACAUGGUCGAGCGUUACAUGAUCUCUCACCAGUCAGAAUAGUAAAGAAUCCUGAUGGGUCACUUGCCCAAGCGGCUAUGAUGCAAUCUGCGCUAGCGAAAGAAAGAAGGGAACAGAAGAUGCUGCAAAGAGAGCAAGAGAUGGAAAGUGUUCCCACUGGCCUGAAUAAGAACUGGAUCGAUCCGUUGCCAGAGUCUGAUGGGUGGGCUUUAGCAGCCAACAUGCGGGGCACGGGUAUUACCACGCAGGACCUGCCGGAAUGGAAAAAACACGUUAUUGGCGGAAAGAAAUCUUCGUUCGGUAAAAAGACGAAUUUGUCUUUGUUGGAGCAGAGGCAGUCUCUGCCUAUUUAUAAACUGAGGGAUGAGUUGAUCAAGGCUAUAUCGGACAAUCAGAUCCUCAUAGUAAUCGGUGAGACGGGUUCCGGUAAGACGACCCAAAUAACCCAGUACGUAGCGGAGUGUGGGUUGGCGGCUCGAGGCCGUGUUGCGUGUACCCAGCCCAGGAGAGUGGCUGCCAUGUCGGUGGCCAAGAGAGUAGCUGAAGAGUUUGGAUGCAGGCUGGGUCAGGAAGUGGGGUACACCAUCCGGUUCGAAGAUUGCACCUCGCCGGAGACUGUUAUCAAGUACAUGACAGACGGUAUGUUACUCCGCGAAUGUCUCAUGGACCUCGAUCUAAAGAGCUACUCAGUCAUCAUGUUGGACGAGGCCCACGAGCGAACCAUCCACACGGACGUACUGUUCGGUCUCCUCAAGCAAGCCGUCCAGAAACGACCAGAACUCAAACUCAUCGUGACCUCAGCAACGCUCGAUGCCGUCAAAUUCUCGCAAUACUUCUUUGCAGCACCAAUUUUCACGAUUCCAGGAAGAACAUUCCCAGUGGAAGUUUUAUAUACAAAGGAACCGGAAACGGACUAUUUGGACGCGUCCUUGAUAACAGUAAUGCAGAUCCAUUUACGGGAACCCCCCGGGGAUAUUCUUCUCUUCUUGACGGGUCAAGAAGAGAUCGACACGGCCUGCGAGAUUCUUUACGAAAGGAUGAAAUCCCUUGGUCCUGAUGUACCAGAACUGAUCAUAUUGCCCGUGUACUCCGCGCUUCCUUCAGAAAUGCAGACAAGGAUCUUCGAACCAGCUCCACCUGGCUCCAGAAAGGUUGUGAUAGCAACGAACAUAGCAGAGACGUCGCUAACGAUAGACGGCAUUUAUUAUGUAGUCGAUCCAGGGUUCGUGAAGCAGAAGGUAUACAAUUCGAAGACGGGAAUGGACUCGCUUGUCGUUACUCCGAUUUCGCAGGCAGCGGCCAAGCAACGCGCGGGCAGGGCGGGGCGCACGGGACCGGGCAAGUGCUACCGGCUGUACACGGAGCGCGCCUACCGCGACGAGAUGCUGCCCACGCCCGUGCCCGAGAUACAGCGGACCAACCUCGCCACCACUGUGUUGCAACUGAAAACGAUGGGCAUCAAUGACCUGCUUCACUUCGACUUCAUGGACGCUCCUCCGGUGGAGUCUCUCAUCAUGGCGCUGGAACAGUUGCACUCGUUAUCAGCUCUCGACUCUGAGGGUCUGCUCACCAGGCUAGGACGGAGGAUGGCCGAGUUCCCAUUAGAGCCGAAUCUCUCGAAGAUCCUCAUCAUGUCCGUGGCUCUGCAAUGCUCAGACGAGAUCCUGACCAUAGUGUCGAUGCUGAGUGUGCAAAACGUCUUCUACCGACCUAAGGACAAGCAAGCUCUUGCUGACCAGAAGAAAGCCAAGUUCAAUCAGCCGGAAGGAGACCACUUGACCCUCCUUGCGGUUUAUAACAGCUGGAAAAAUAAUAAGUUCUCGAACGCUUGGUGCUAUGAGAACUUCGUGCAGAUUAGGACGCUGAAGCGAGCGCAGGAUGUGAGGAAACAGUUGCUCGGGAUUAUGGAUAGACACAAAUUGGACGUAGUAUCGGCCGGCAAGAACACGGUGCGCGUGCAAAAGACGAUAUGCUCGGGUUUCUUCAGGAACGCGGCGAAGAAGGACCCGCAAGAGGGAUACCGCACACUAGUGGAUAGCCAAGUGGUAUACAUUCACCCGUCUAGUGCGCUGUUUAAUCGGCAACCUGAAUGGGUUAUCUAUCAUGAACUGGUGCAAACUACAAAAGAAUACAUGCGUGAAGUAACGACGAUUGAUCCCAAGUGGCUUGUCGAGUUCGCUCCGGCGUUCUUCAAGUUCUCAGAUCCGACCAAAUUGUCUAAAUUUAAGAAGAACCAACGUCUCGAACCUCUCUACAAUAAGUAUGAAGAACCCAACGCUUGGAGAAUAUCCAGGGUGCGAAGGCGUAGGAAUUAAAAUCUUCUAUUUAUGUUUAAUAAACUAGUUUAUUGUGA
This is a messenger RNA of Zerene cesonia (dogface butterfly), 3899 nucleotides long. It is a transcript of the gene pea, whose product is annotated as ATP-dependent RNA helicase DHX8. NCBI's taxonomy places the organism in Eukaryota, Metazoa, Arthropoda, Insecta, Lepidoptera, Pieridae. The coding region runs from base 109 to 3861 and encodes 1250 amino acids. The transcript has 13 exons. Gene Ontology annotation, cellular component: catalytic step 2 spliceosome; intracellular anatomical structure. Gene Ontology annotation, biological process: mRNA splicing, via spliceosome; spliceosomal complex disassembly. Gene Ontology annotation, molecular function: RNA binding; RNA helicase activity; ATP binding. The record is from RefSeq and is a predicted model, not a curated record.